AUGGUGGGGGUCGGGGUGGAGUCGCCGGCGCCGCCCGCGGCCCGCAGGUUGAGGCCUGGGAGGGUCUCCGCCAAGCGGUCCUGGCCGCCUGGGUGCGGCCGGCCCCCGCCCGCGACCCCUCCCGCGCAGCCCCUCGCCGCCGCGGCAGGCGAUGGGGAGAAGGGAGCGGAUGGCGGCGCCGGCGUUCUCGGCGGCAGAGCAGGCGACUCGAUCGCCCCCGCCGCCGUUUCGGCUCCGGCUCAGAACGGCUCCCUGCUUCAGCAGCAGGGCUCGGAUAAGGGGGAUGAGGCGAUCGCCCCGGCCGCAGUUUCACCUGUGGCCCAGAACGGCGCCCUGCCUCGGCAGCAGGGGGCGGAUAAGGUGGAGGAGGCGGCUGCCCCUGCUGCAGUUUCACCUGUGGCUCAGAACGGCGACCUGCCUCAGCUGCAGGGGUUGCAUAAGUUGGUUCCUGAGAGGGCAAGGGAGGAUGGAGACAAGUGGGAGGAUGGAGAGGCGCAAUUGCUGAGCGAUGCAGGUGUGCUGCUGCUGGAUGGUCGGGAGGGGAGCAGGGUGGCAGAGGUGGCGGCAGCAUCGGUGAAAGUACUGGAGAGUUGUGGCAUUGUUGGUGCUGCUAGUUUUGUGCAGAAUGGUUGUGAGGUGGCUGGAGAGUUGGCAGUCAAGGAGCAGGGAGGUGGUGGCAGCGGCGAUGUGGGGAGGGAGGAGGUUGCUGCUGGUGGGGAUGCCAUGGAGACGGGAAACAGGACAGGUGGUGGUGGUUUAGAGAGGAAGGAAAAUGGAGUUGCAGGAAGUAGAAAAAAGAGAUGGAUGAUGUCCGCUUUGAAUCCGCCGCCCAAGAAGAGGGCGGUCUCAGCUGUACGCAAAUUUCCACCUGGCUGUGGGAGGACUGCUGUUACCACCACAGACAGUGGAGUUUUGGAGGUCUCACCCAUACGCACAUUUACUCCUGACUGCGGGAGGUCUACUGUUGCUUCCACAGACAAUGGACAUGGAGAGGGGUUGUCGUUACAAGCAACACCUGUCAAAAGUGGUGAUGCCGUGGUGGCAAUUCCAGUUUUAGGCAGGCCUGCGUCUUCGACAGAGGCCUCUAAUGAGAAAUUGGAAGGCAAGAAAAUUGUGGAUGAAGAAAAUAGCUGGGCUUGUAAUAGGGUCCAAAUUCUAGAUGAUUUUGUAGGUACUGAACAAGAUGGUGGCCUGCAGCAAAAUGUUGUUGCAAAACCUACAUUGGGGAAAAGUUCCAGUGAGAAGGUGAAGAGGAUACACUCACCAUGUGAAGGGAAGCAUGUAGCACGAGCAGUGGUGGAUGCUAAAAUGAAAAAUAAACUUGCAGGAAGCAUUGAUUCAAAGACAAAAGGAAACAGGUUGGAGAGUGACGAGAUGAAUACGGCAUUGCUUUAUAAUGCAAAGGCAUCUGUAGCAGGGAAGAUGCAAUUGCAACGUAAGACUUUGAGCACUAAAAAAGAAGUGGUGUGCUCAAAUGUGAACAUGAAGCAAAAAAAGUCUACUCGUAAGCUGAAGGGUGAUGGCAUAGGCAAGGAUAAUUUGCAUGGGUCCGCUAGGGAGUCCAAGUUUGGAAAACAGGUUGUAACUAAUAAAAUUGAACAAAGUGAUGGUAUGAACCUUGUGCCUGAACAAAUAAUUGUUCAAGCAUUGAUGGCUCCCGACAAAUGCCCUUGGUCACGAGGAAGAAAGUCUAUUGCUAGUGCUUCCAAGUCUGUUCCUCCUAAGAACAAGCUUAAGGGAAAAGAUGCUACUCCAAUAAAAUUAUUGACGGGAAAGGUGGCCUCUCGUGAAUCGAUCCAUGAUGAGACAAUGGAGGACAAUGACAAUUCUAACAUGGAAGGUGAUGACUCCAAGGCACUAGUGGUGUAUGAAGAAAAGCGUGAAACAUGCGUCACGGUUCCUCCAUCUGUUCCUUCUGGGUCACAACACACACAACCUGGGGACCAUGAUGUAGAUGCUCGAAGCAAAGUUAGGAAGUUGCUCCAAUUGUUCCAGGCGAUAUGUCGAAAGCUUAUGCAAGUUGAGGAACAAGGUAUUCGCAAUGUUGGAAGGGUUGACUUUGAAGCAAGCAAGGUUUUGAAGAAUGACCCUAUCUAUAAAAAGCUUGGGUCCAUUGUGGGAAAUAUUCCUGGUGUUGAAAUUGGCGAUGAAUUUCAUUUUAGAGUUGAGUUGUCAAUAGUUGGUCUCCAUCGCCCAAAUCAAGCAGGUAUUGACACUGCUAAGGUGAAUAGUGUUCCUGUUGCUAUAAGUAUUGUUGCCUCUGGAGGCUAUCCUGACGAGCUAUCAAUCGAUGAACUAAUAUACACUGGCUUCGGAGGAAAGGCUGGUGGCAAUAAAGAAGCAGACGAUCAAAAGCUUGAGCGGGGUAAUCUCGCUUUGAAGAAUUGCAUAGAAGCCAAGACCCCAGUUCGAGUGAUUCAUGGUUUCAAAGGUCAAAGUAAAGUUGGUCAAUCUAGAGGCAAGCAAACAUCGACUUUUGUUUAUGAUGGGUUGUAUGAGGUGGUGGAAUGUUGGAAAGAAGGCCCAAAAGGCGAGAUGGUCUUCAAGUACAAGUUACGGAGGAUCGCAGGACAAGCAGAAUUAGCCCUACACGCAGUCAAGGUGACGAGGAAGUCCAAAGUUCUUGAAGGUCUCUAUUUGUCUGAUAUAUCUCAGGGAUUUGAGAGGAUACCCAUAUGUUUCAUCAACACAAUUGAUGACAUGAGGCCAGCACCAUUUAGAUACAUCACCCAGGUCAUAUAUCCACCUUGGUAUGAAGAAGAACCUCCAGCAGGCUGUGACUGCACAAACGGCUGCUCGGACUCUAUUAGAUGUGGAUGUGUAGUGAAGAAUGGAGGGGAAAUACCGUUCAAUUUCAAUGGUGCGAUCGUCGAGGCCAGGCCCCUCAUAUAUGAGUGUGGUCCAUCAUGCAGAUGCCCGCCAACAUUCCACAAUAGGGUGAGUCAGCAUGGUAUCAAAAUUCCACUAGAAAUAUUCAAGACAGGUCAGACAGGUUGGGGUGUAAGAUCCCUCAGUUCUAUAUCUUCAGGCAAUUUCAUAUGCGAGUAUACUGGUAAGCUCUUGGAAGAUGAAGAAGCUGAAAAGAGACAGAAUGACGUGUAUCUAUUUGAUAUUGGUGAUAACUACCAUGAUGAAGAACUUUGGAAGGGGCUAAAGUCAGUGGUUGGUGUGCAAUCUUCUACCUCGUCCUCCAAGACAAUGGAAGGCUUCACAAUAGAUGCAGCUGAGUGUGGCAAUGUGGGAAGAUUCAUCAACCAUAGUUGUUCACUAAACCUCUAUGCCCAAAAUGUUCUCUGGAACCAUGAUGACAUGAGGAUGCCACAUGUUAUGUUUUUUGCUCUUGAGAAUAUCCCGCCACUACAAGAGCUGACCUACCAUUAUAAUUAUAAGGUAGGCCAGGUCUAUGACAAGAAUGGCGAGGAGAAGUUUAAACAUUGCUACUGUGGCGCCUCUGAUUGCUGUGGCAGGCUCUACUAG
Molecule: messenger RNA, 3477 nt
Organism: Setaria italica (foxtail millet)
Lineage: Eukaryota; Viridiplantae; Streptophyta; Magnoliopsida; Poales; Poaceae
Cellular component (GO): nucleus
Molecular function (GO): protein binding; zinc ion binding; histone methyltransferase activity
Source: RefSeq, a predicted model, not a curated record